CUACCUGUCUCGAAACUCGCUCAAUUCUUGCGUUAUGUCACUAUGACGUACCCUCAAAUAGUAGUGCUAAUCCUCCUCUUUGUGUCCACUAACUCUAAAAGUAUAGGUAAUAGUGACAAAAAUGUGACCAAACGUGAAACUUCCGAAGACCUUUUCCCGGAUUGGGUGCCAUUCAAGAACAAGAAAGGAGAGCAGCUCGGAGAAUUUGUGCAGGUAGAACCCAAAAAGCCUAAGAAAAGAUUAGCGUUGCCUGUCAAUUUUAUAUUGAGGGCUGUAGCAGAGCCUGAUGGUGAUGAUUACUAUGACAAAGGCCAAGGGGAAAGUGAUGGUGAAGACUAUUUCGAGAAAAGAGAAUGGUCUGACAUAAACAGACCACCUCCUACAAGAGCCACUACUGUAGCACCAAUUAAUCACACAGAGAUAUCAGACAUUGACGGAGUGGUCGGUAUAAUAGUCAAACAUCACCCCUCAUCAGAAAUACUUAAGAAAACACCAAUCAGCCAAGAGGAUUCACGGUCUAGCGAAAGUAAAGAAGAAGAAGUGAAAAAAGCAGAAAUCGCCAAGAUUAAAGAAAAGAAUAAUGAACAAAAUCUUGAAGAAAAGAAGGGCAAAAGGUACGAUGAUUACUCGGAUUACGUAGAUGAAGGGAAUGUAGAGAAACCUAAACAAGAACCUACUGAAGAACAAAAGGAAGCUGAAGCUAGGAAAGCUAAAAUACUUGAUGCUGUGGAUGAAUUGAAAGAAAGACAUGAGCAGGAGCAAAAAGCGAUAUCCGAAAAGAUGAAAGAAGAGGCAAUGCACAAAGAAGAACUUGAAAGAGAUUUUAGCUCUUCAGUGGAGUCAGGCGAUAAGUAUAGUCGCAAAAUAGAGAAGAGGCCUGAUUACGAAGAAUACGACGACAAAGAAAAUACGAGUAUAGAAGAUAAAUAUAAAAUGUAUCCGUUGAGAAGACGCACGACAACCACGACGACCACGACAACGAUUAGACCGACCACGAAACGCAGAAAGGACAAAAAGGGGAGAGAUUCUAGCGAAAGCGGUAAAUUGUCUGUAUUUAGAAAUCCAAGCGUUUACAUGAUCUACGAUGAAGACAUGUAUGACUCUACAGCGAAAACAACACAAAAGCCUAAGCUUUCCUCAAAAACUACGAUGUUUAUUCCCGAUACCCCGACCACCGAUAGACGGUUCUCCUCUAGAUACACGACACCCGCUAAAGAGGAAGCUGAAGACACAGAACGUAUAUCUUUAGUGCCUGAUGACUCAGAACUGAAAGAAGGGGAACCGACACUGUUCUUUCCUAAAAAGAGGAAGAAUAAGCGCAAGCGCAAAAACAAGUCAACCACAUACAGUCCUCAGUUACUGGACACGCACGUAGCAGAGACGAUACAAAAGAAAUCUGUUCAGGAUGAAACUACUACAACUCCUGUUAAUGUGACCACAGUACAAAUGACGGAUACAACAGCGAGUGAUUCGAAGGUGUCUCCAACAGGGACAGGGCCGUCUGCCCCUAGUGCCUCAGGUCCUUCCGCAUCGGGAAGUGGAAUAGGCACAACGGCUACAUCAUCAGAGGAAUCUUCAGAAUCUCAGGCACCUGCUUCUGUGUCCACCCCGUCGGGUCCGUCAGCGCCUUCGCGAACCGUUCCGCCAACAGGAGGCGGGUCAACUGAAGUUACCUCGUCUGAAUCGGGGACCUCGGAAAAGUAUCAACCCCUGUCUGCUGCGUCAUUGACAUCUGCUGUGGCGUCUGAUGCGGAGCCGGCUCCCAGUGAUCAUAAGAAGGAGGAGCAUAAGAAUGAAGACUACGAACACGAGAAAGGUGGCGAACACGAGCACCAUUCAGAAUACCACUCUACACAUGGGGAGAGCGGCAAGAAAGCUUAUGAGGGUACGAAGUCCAAGUUGCUCAUGAACCGAAGACUAGUGCAAGACAGAUCGAAGCUAAAGAUUCUGAAGGCGAAACCUUGGUACUAUUAUUGUGGUCUGGACGGCAAACACGAGGAUACGAAGACCGAUCAAGGGCAUCAUGACAAAGAAGAUCAUGUCGGCUCCUACCACGACCACGGAGGCUUCGACAAGCAUCACCACGACGAAAAAGAGCACUUUGGAGCUCACAAUCAUGAAGAGCAUGGAAAAAAACAUGCAGAGUAUGAAGAAAAUGGAAAGCAUUCUAAAGGGCACAGCACAAAGGGAAGCCAUGACAUCCAUAAGAAAGAAGAGUAUGAGAAGAAAGUUGAGUUCUUUGAGGAGGAAGGAGACUCCGUGGAGGAAGAAAAACACGGAGGACACACAGAAGAGCGUUCACAUGGCCAGGGCGGACACUUUAAGAAGGGGAACCUCAACGCUGGCUACCACGACCGUGCGAAGGGUGAAGCCGGCCACCUUCUUAAAGGAGGACAAGGGCAUGCACAUAAGGGCUAUUCCGUCUCUGGCGCACACGAUAGCCAUGGCAAGCAUGGGUCCGCGCGAGCCCAAAAGCAUGGCCAGGCGGGUGGUAAAAAAUGGGUUUACCACCACGGAUUCCCGGCUAAGAAUGCGAACCUCGUCGUCAUAGAUCGUCGAGCUGACCAGCUGUACCAUGGCCCUCAGUACUAUGGCUAGGGGCGACUGCCUUGCAACAGUGACAUUAUAAAAAUCAUCAACAAUGUCAGAAAAACGCUGCUGCAAGGUGCUAAAUGUAGGGAUCCUAGAAAUGGACUUUAAAAUUGGGGUGAACCUAAAAAAAAUGUCAAAUUGUGCGCAAGUCAAUGUGGCGAAGUCAGAUUUCUUUUUAAAUAUGUAUAUUUUUUAAUGUCGAUUUACUUUUUAACUGUCCAAAUUGAUAAUUAAGGAUGGUUUUAAUAAACUAAUCUCAGCUGAGACUACCCUCAAGACCAUGCUCAAAUCCCUGUUUUUGCUCAUGUCACAUUGACAUGAUCUUGAGGGCAGUCUCGAAGCUGAGAUUAGUUUAUUAAUACCACCCUAAAAGGUUGAGUGCUUGACUCACAUCAACUGAUGUAACUCAUUGCCGUCAUGUGGCUGUCAUCUUUCUAACGAUAAAGUAGUCUUCAAAACAUAACGUAACAUAGCAUCAUGCCUGUAUCCCCAAAUGGGUAGGCAGAGGUGUAUUUUAUACAAUUAUACACCCACUCCCUGCUAUGUUAAUUAAUGUCUAAGCCUAAUGCCAUUAACCGGACACAAAUCCUUAUAUAUUUUUUUUGAACUCUAAAAUCUACACCAUGUUUCUAAACUAAGUACUUACAUAAGAAGUUGGUACUUAUAAAAAUAAAAGUAAACGCAUAGUUAUAUUUACGAUGCGCCAUAAAUUAUUACUGGAUUCUAAAGAAAAUAAUGUUUUACUAACAAAACAAUUUUGUAACAAAAUAUGUUUUGUACCUACUCACUUACAACAACUUAAAACAUUAUUUUCCAAUAUCAAGCUAAUUUGUAAACUACUGAAAAUCUAUUUUUUCUUUUUUUUAUUGACGUAGAAAUUUAACAGAAUAAUAUCAAUUUUCCGACAGUAUAUAGUAGAAUAGGCUUCUACUGUUUCCUGCCGUCAAUUUGGAAAACGCACUCAAUCGUAAAGUUUAUAAAGAUUUUUUUUUAAAAACGUAGACUAACCCAAAUGACCAGCCUAUUACCAUUAUACGAGAUAAGUAAAUUGUUGCUAAUUUAAAUGUAACAACGACAUACUAAAAGGGUUUCCAACGAUAGCACACUGAAUUUGUGUUAGGAGCCGAUUCGUUGGACACGAACGGCACUCAAUGUAUUAUAAAUCAUAAAAAAUGAAGUCAAACAGUGCUACAAAUACCCGGCCAAGUAGUGAACACCAUUAAACACAACACAAACCUACCAUAAAUCACGUUAAUUAAUAUUAUAAUAAAAUGUCCUCCCUGAGACAAUGCCCUGAGCCGAGCGCUUGCCUAGACUCCCUCAGGCACGUCGUCUUAAAAUUUCUCAGAGCCCUCAACGUUCCCAGUUUAUCCAGUCAAGUAGAUUUUAAGGCUAAACUCAGGUUUAAAUAUAAUGAUGCUUGCGAUUAAAAAAGUAGUUAGUUGUGGCACUGUUUGUAUAUCAUGAUUUUAUUGUCCCCUAAGAAAUACGUCACUUUAUAGUUGUAAUAAAGAGAUUAUAAUUAUUAGGGUUUAAGUAUAGACAAGAAGCGACGUAAUACGACAUUAUAGAACUUACUUUAUUUCAAUAUUAUGCAUGUUUAAAAACUUGUUAAUAAUCUAUCUUGAUUUAAAACAUCACACGCACAAGUUUUCGAAAAAAUAUUAUACUUAAAUGUCGCAAUUUUUGUCUCUUAUGUGGUUCUCUAAAAGCAACCGGGGCGUUAGGAGGAUCCUAACCUAUGAUGAUGCCUAUCAGCUCCGUAUAGAAGGCGCAUUGAUAACAAACACUUCAGGACCCCGAUACCGCCGGCGUGGUCGAUGAUUUCCCUAAUUCAGCGCUUAUCGCUAUCGACCCGCAAGGUUGGAUUAAUUGUUUAAAAUAUAAUAAACGUAUAAACGUAAAAGUAACGUCAUAAAUAUAAGAGAUGAUUCCCAUACAUUUUAUACCCAAACGUAUCCAGUUUCCCCGACACCGACCACGCUGGCGUGGUCGACGAUUUCCCUCAUUCAGCGCGUAUCGCUAUCGACCCACUAGGGUCGAUUAAUUCUUUCAAAUAUUUUUCCUCUCAGACAACGCCCUGAGCCGAGGUUCGCGCCCAACUGGGCACCCUCAGGCCUGUUGUCUUUAAACGUUGUACCGGGUGAGAGCCUUCAGCGCUCCCCAUUUGUCCGGUCAAGUAGUUAAUGCCAUCUGCGGCAAAUCUACAGUAAGUCACGUCAAAAAAAAAACGUAUCCAGUUUGGGUAUAAAAUGUAUGGGAAUCGAACUAAUAGCAUCUCAUAUAUUUAUUUGAACUUGAUGUACUAAGACCCACUCCUAGCUCAGCUGCUGGUGGGGAGCGGAGAGUUGCCGUUCUAUAAAAAUCAAAUCAAAAUCAAUUCAAAUCAUUUAUUCGCGUAGGUUCAUCCAGCGUCAACCGCAGCGCUGAUGACAGUGCGUUAGAGAAUCACACGCUCAUUAGGGGCGUCAUUUUUGAAUCGCUCGCUUUCAACCCACGUUCGAAAAUAUAUACCCAUUUCACGUAUCACAUCAGAACUUGUCAUUUGCAAGAUGAGACAGAUAUAUGUCUCACGCGAGUUGAAGGCGAGCACUUCAAAGCUAGCCCCAGCCCUCAGCCUAGUUAGUAACAUUUCUGAUUAAUUUUCUCCCUUGUAAAUAUUGUUUUCUACAUCUCGACUGUAAAUAUGCUAAUUAAAUCUUUUUUUUUACUUUUGUACAUAUAAUUUCUUUUUGUAAUAAAAAUGAUCUUUUUAA
This is a messenger RNA of Pectinophora gossypiella (pink bollworm), 5348 nucleotides long. RefSeq names its product transcription initiation factor TFIID subunit 1-like. NCBI's taxonomy places the organism in Eukaryota, Metazoa, Arthropoda, Insecta, Lepidoptera, Gelechiidae. The transcript is spliced from 7 exons. The record is from RefSeq and is a predicted model, not a curated record. The coding region runs from base 43 to 2598 and encodes 851 amino acids.